UACAAAGUGACGGUCUAAACCCUAGCAGGACUUUACGCGAGCUUUCCGAAAGCUUCAAUUUUUUUUCAGUGACAACACAAGUUCCAAGUAAUAAUGUGACGUAAAGCUUCGUGAAAAGCGUAAAAAAUCAGUUGAAGAAACUUUUUUAAUAAGUGUCUCGAGUGGUUAAUGCCAAACGAACUAAUAACUAUGGCGAUGAUUCGAAUUGUGAUAUUGUUCUGCGUUGGCGUUUUGCUUACUUUGGCUCAUAGUAAGAUAGAUACGAAAGAAAAAGAAGAUACCCGCAGCACAUCAUCAGCCGUGGUCGUGACUCAAGACAUGGAAGCUGUCGAAGGCAAAAGUGUUAGUUUACCAUGUGAUGUGACGCCACCGAAUAAUCAUGAUAAAGUAUACAUGGUCUUCUGGUUCCAGCAGGGUUCAGGGUAUCCUAUAUACAGCUUCGAUGUUCGUGGCAAGCCUCUGUCCAGAGCGAGUCAUUGGUCCGCACCGGAUCUGUUCGGCUCUAGAGCCUACUUCCGGACGGUGUCUGAACCCGCACAGCUCGUCAUUGACGACAUCCGGCGUCACGACGAAGGCGUCUACCGAUGCAGAGUGGACUUCCGCAAUGCACAGACCCGCAGCUUCCGAUAUAAUCUCACCGUCAUUGUUCCGCCGGAACAGCCCACGAUCUUGGACAAGUGGGGCCGUCAGCUGAACGGCACUGUGGGACCACAUGAAGAGGGCGAUGACAUAACUCUGACUUGUAGGACAGUCGGGGGGCAUCCUCAGCCCACUGUGCGUUGGUUGGUAAACGCGGAAAUGGUCGACGACCAGUCGGAACAUAACGCAGGGGACGUCAUCGAGAACAGACUAGUAAAGACUUCAAUUUCAAGAAAGGAUUUGGAUGCUAUCUUUACGUGUCAGGCUGUCAACACGGUUCUCACUGAGCCCAAAGUGGCCUCGGUCGUGCUGGAUUUGCUACUCAAGCCUUUAACGGUCCGAAUCUUGAAAACGGUGAGUCCUUUAGUGGCCGACAAGCGCUAUGAAGUCACCUGCGAGUCUGCAGGAUCUCGUCCACCGGCAAUCAUCACCUGGUAUAAAGGCAAACGCCCACUUCGCAAGUCAAAGCAAGAAACGCGAGAAAAUGUAACAAUAAGUGAGUUAACUUUCAUUCCGACGACCGAGGACGAUGGAAAAUCCAUAACAUGCAGAGCUGAAAAUCCCAACGUCACAGGGCUCUUUCUCGAAACAUCGUGGAAAAUUGACGUCGUUUACCCCCCGCAAGUGUCGCUCCAUUUGGGGAGCACGCUUAAUGCUGAUGACAUCAAGGAAGGCGACGACGUCUACUUCGAGUGUCGAGUUACUGCCAACCCCCAGUGGAGGAAACUUACUUGGCUGCACGACGGCUUCGUACUUAACCACAACAUGUCUGGUCGCAUCAUCCACAGCAACCAAAGUUUAGUUCUCCAAAAGGUAACCAGACAAAGUGCCGGCCGAUAUAUCUGCUCGGUGGUGAACAGCGAAGGAGAGACGCUCAGCAACGAGCUUAACUUUCGGGUACAAUACGCUCCAACUUGCAAAUUUGAUAAAUUUCUUGUGGUGGGAGCUUCCAGAGGCGAAAGUGUCGAUAUUGUUUGCGACAUCGAGUCGGAUCCUCCUGCUACGAGCUACCGGUGGAAAUUUAACAACUCUGGGGAAACGCUCGACGUUGCUGCAGAACGCUUUGCCAAGACCAGUAAUGGAACAGUGAGCGUUCUUAGGUAUACGCCAGUUUCUGAACUCGAUUACGGGUCAUUAUCGUGCUGGGCCAUCAACGCGGUCGGCCAUCAAGUUAAUCCCUGCGUUUUCCAAGUUGUUGCAGCAGGCAAGCCGUUUCCCGUACGAAACUGCUCUUUGUCUAACCAAACGAGCAGUUCGGUGGAGGUGACAUGUCUCGCUGGCUUUGACGGCGGUCUUCCGCAACACUUUCUUCUGGAGUUGUACACGACAAACUCGCUCGUCCCGCGUUACAACAUGACGUCGUUCCGAGACCCGGAGUUCUUCCUCGACAAUUUAGAGCCAGAUGUUACUUUCCGAAUUGUUGUUUUCUCCGUCAACGCAAAAGGACGGAGCCAGGGGGUGGUUCUGGAAGAAGUCACCUUCACUGACGCCGAAAAGCGGACAGCCUCGGACGGCGACCUGCCCUUCUCUCCCAUCUUGGGGAUCUUAAUCGGUGCCACCCUUACCAUAAUCAUUGUCAUCCUCGUGGUGAUAAUUAGAGUCCGGAGAUCUCAAAGCCAGCCCGAGGUUACAAUAGAGCAAAAAGUAUUAGGUGCUCCUCACCACAACACAAUGUCUUCUGCAAAGCCACUCCUGAGGAGCUCUUCUCCACGUGACACCGACGAGAAGGAUCCCGAUGUAAUUCCCGCUAAAUACGACUCUCCCGACGGAGAAACUGCCAGGAAUAUAGGACCGCUAAACGGUCCCCAAAAUCUUCCUCUGGGCUCCUUCGCAACAUCUCCGAAUUAUGCUCAGACAGCCGUUCCAGCCCCCCAAUGGGUCAGUCCCGUUGCUCCCACAACCGAGCCGAUGUAUCAUUUGUAUAAUAAUCCUGUGGCGAUGGUGGGCACGUUUUCUAGGGAUUCCAGGCCAAAGGAACUUCGUUUAGGAAACGGAAGCACGGCCACCCUUCAAAGAGCCACAGAUUUGGAGUUAAACGGAUUAGCCAUUAAAGAGAGACUGAUGGCAAACCGACUACCGGAAAGUUGUGUUUAAAACAAGUGUCUUUUGUAUUGUUUGGUUGUUCGCAAAAUUACUUUAAGGACCGUCCAAAGCGUUACGGCAGUGGCGAAGGGGACUGCAUUUAAUAAAAAAAAACACUACCAUUACUUUGCCAAAUUGUUGCCACCAGUAGCUUGAAACAUUAGUUGUCUAAACUGAUGCAGCUGCAUGUCUCAAAUUGCUUUAGACAAAUGGCCAAAAAUACUAGGUGAUUGUGCAAAAAUUCUAGGAGGUUACCUAUAGUAAAUACAGAUUUAAAGAUGUCAAAAUAACUCAACUCGCCUUAUCCAAAUGUUUACAGCAAUGUUUACAUUAAUCGGUGGCAUUUGCGAUUAUUACAUUCGCUCAUAUUUUCAAUAAAAAAAAUUUGCCUCUAUUAUUUUUUUCUUAUGAGGCCACUAUUUUCUGCAACCGUUUCAGCUUUUUUUUGACUCUUUUUUACAACGCACUAGGUAAGUAUUAAAGAGCAAACGUCAGAGAUCAUAUUUUUUUAUAAUUCUUAUUGAUGAAAUUCAGAUAUUCGGAUAAGGUAAGUUGAGUUGUUUUUGCAUCUUUUGUCCUCUACUAUCACCUCUUAAAAUUUCUGCACUACUAUUAACAUCAUUAAUGCCAUUUCAACAUUACUGGUGGUAAUUUUUCAGAUUUUUGAAAACAAAACAUGUUCCUCGUUGCAUCCAACUUCCGCCAAAAUUCGCCAGCUGCCGUUGCAUAAAGAGUUAUCGUUUUCUAAAUGUAAAUUGUGUCUAAAGAUAGACUGACUUAUAGCCAAGUUAAGUGUUCGUGUUAUCGGUGAAAGAGUGGACACCUCAUACAGACAAUCGGUAGCUGAAAUCUAAGUAAAUUUCUAAUGAAGACUUGUAAAUAUCAUUGUUGCAUAUCGUGAAGAUGGUUGGCUGUUUUGUAACCAGUAACUGAAUGCUUUUUGAUAAAAAUUAAAAUUAAUAUACGAAAUAAGUGAAACGAAUUUGAUUAUCUAGAGUGUUCUAUUGCUCACAUUUUGCUAGAAAGUUUAUCUCUAUCACUAAUUUAUUUAAGUACUUUUAUUUGCCAAAACUGGCUCGUCUUCCAUGUCCCUAUGAUUUAAUUUCGAGUAGAAUCGGACAAUGUGAACAAUAAAACUGCAAUGAGGAUGAACAAGGAAUAAGUGUUCUGUUACUUUUAAGAUAAACUUGAUUCGUUUCUGUAUACAUGUAGAUAUUAAAAACUUUAAGUGCAUAUCGUUACUUCAUAUCUUUUAAUAAAUUUUCGAAUCGGUUAUUUUUUGGAUGCACUUGUUGCUAUUGUACUGUUUAAGAUAGUCAUAAGUAAAUAUUGUGAUAUUUUAUGUAGGCUAAAACCCAUGUAUUUAGGAAACAUAUUGUAGAAAAACCGAUAAUAAAUGUAUAAAACAUUAA
Molecule: messenger RNA, 4133 nt
Organism: Tribolium madens (black flour beetle)
Lineage: Eukaryota; Metazoa; Arthropoda; Insecta; Coleoptera; Tenebrionidae
Product: hemicentin-1-like
Exons: 14
Coding region: 169-2733 (854 amino acids)
Molecular function (GO): protein binding
Source: RefSeq, a predicted model, not a curated record